AUGGAGUCUACUGGUUAUAUAUUCAACGUGCGUGACUAUGCUGUGAAGGAGAUAUUAGGACAGGGAGCUUAUGGUGUGGUGGCUCUUGGAAAUCAUCGUAAGACAGGUCAAAGUGUAGCUAUCAAAAAAAUUGAGCCUUUUCAGAGAACUCUUUUCUGUCUCCGAACUUUGAGGGAAAUCAAGUUUCUGAAGCAAUUCCAUCAUCCUAAUAUUGUAAGGAUUGUGGAUAUCCAGAAGCCAUUAAGUUUCGAGAGCUUCAAGGAAGUUUAUGUAAUCGAAGAAUAUAUGGAUGCUGAUUUACAUAGUGUGAUUAGAACCCAGGUGCUCAGUGACGAGCAUAUUAAAUAUUUUCUCUACCAGAUACUCAAAGGAGUGAAGUAUUUACAUAGCUGUGAAGUGAUUCAUAGGGAUUUGAAGCCUGCCAAUUUAUUGGUUAAUGAGAACUGUGAUUUGAAAAUCUGCGAUUUUGGAUUGGCUAGAAUUGAUAAUGAUUCCGCAAAACGUGAUGAUAAGGUGUCUUUUAUGACAGAAUACGUUGCCACUAGAUGGUACAGAGCUCCAGAGAUCAUGCUUUCUUCGUCACAGUAUUCGAAAGCCAUAGAUAUGUGGUCCAUAGGAUGUAUUGUGGCCGAGAUGAUUCUCAGGGAGCCUUUUUUACCUGGAACAGACUACAGAAAUCAGCUAGCACUAAUUUUUGAGGUUUUGGGUACCCCUACACCUGAAGAUAUGAGGUGCAUUAAAUUGAAAAGGGCCAGAGAAUAUGUCAGGGCACAAAAAGUACGCCGAAAAAUCCCUAUGUCCAAGAUCUUUAGACGUUCAAAUCCAUUUGCCGUGGAUUUUAUAGAGCGUACUGUUUGCUUUGACCCUUCCAAACGACCAACAAUUCAACAGGCUUUAGAUCAUCCCUAUGUUAAGGAUUUCCGUGAACCCGAAGAGGAAAUUAGUGCUCCCAAAUUUCCCCAUGAUUUCUUUUUCUUUGACAGCUACAAGGAUCAGUUGAAAAUGGUGGAUCUCAAAAGAAUUCUCUAUGCAGAGAUAGUUGCAGGAUAG
Brettanomyces nanus is the source of this 1050-nucleotide messenger RNA. RefSeq lists its product as uncharacterized. The record is from RefSeq and is a predicted model, not a curated record. Gene Ontology annotation, biological process: protein phosphorylation; intracellular signal transduction. Gene Ontology annotation, cellular component: cytoplasm; nucleus. The coding region runs from base 1 to 1050 and encodes 349 amino acids. Gene Ontology annotation, molecular function: ATP binding; MAP kinase activity. The transcript has a single exon. NCBI's taxonomy places the organism in Eukaryota, Fungi, Ascomycota, Pichiomycetes, Pichiales, Pichiaceae.